AAAGGAAAACUUUUGACAAGUAGUUAGACAGUAUGAUUAUUUUGAGUUUUUAGCCCUUAAGCUCCAUUUACCCAUUCACUAAGGACUCUCCCACGGGCUCCCUCUGGCGGUUUUUAGUCAUUUUUGAUCUAACGGGGGAAAUAGGAAAUGGGUAGGCUCUCCAUAACCCGGCUCUGUAGAAACCUCCACAGAACAGCGUGACUUUAUCAUGGAGCCGGACAGUCCAGUUUAAAGGCCGUGAGAGACAUUAAUUCACCCCUCUGUCUAACAUGCUGAGGUUCGCUGCCGUGUUUAAAAUCGCGGACGUGUGUUAGUUAUCAGGGCUCGAGUGGGAGGAGGAGAUCAUGUCGAGCUGACCUGAUUAAUGGACAGGUGUGGUGGUGCAAGGCCUGUCAGGUGAAGAAUAAUAUCAGCUGGAAUAAUGCAGCAGAAACGGAAUAUCCGGAUUAUAGAAUGGGAGGACCUGGACAAAAGGAAGUUUUACUCCCUUGGUGUAUUCAUGACCUUGACAACUCGUGCUACUGUUUACCCCUUCACCCUAAUCCGAACUCGACUUCAGAUUCAGAAGGGAAAGUCGCUCUACAACGGCACUUUUGAUGCCUUUUGUAAGAUCCUGAAAGCAGAAGGGAUGCAGGGACUGUAUCGGGGCUUUAUGGUCAACACCUUCACACUGAUCUCAGGGCAAGCCUACAUCACCACAUAUGAGCUGGUGAGAAAGUACGUGUCUCAGUAUUCCUCCAGCAACACUCUUAAGUCACUGGUUGCUGGGGGCUCAGCUUCACUGGUGGCCCAAAGCAUCACUGUUCCCAUUGACGUUGUCUCCCAGCAGCUCAUGAUGCAAGGCCAGGGAGAACAUCUCACACGCUUUAAGCUCAAGUCCAAGAUGGUGGUGGCCACAUCUAAACAUAAAGUGACUUUCGGACAGACCAAGGACAUUAUGGUGCAGAUAUUUGCAGCAGAUGGUUUUCAGGGGUUUUAUCGUGGAUAUGUGGCCUCACUCCUCACCUACAUCCCCAACAGUGCCUUGUGGUGGCCUUUUUAUCACUUUUAUGCAGAGCAGCUAUCCAGGCUGGCUCCCUCUAACUGCCCUCAUCUGCUUCUGCAGGCUGUGGCUGGGCCCAUGGCUGCAGCCACUGCCUCCACCAUUACAAACCCUAUGGAUGUAGUGAGAGCCAGAGUACAGGUUGAAGGCCGCUCAUCUGUGAUUGAGACGUUUAAGCAGCUCUUGGCAGAGGAGGGAAUGUGGGGGCUGACGAAGGGUCUGUCUGCACGCAUCAUCUCCUCGACUCCAACCUCCAUCCUUAUCGUCAUUGGCUACGAGACACUGAAAAGGCUCAGUCUGAGGCCUGAGCUGGUUCACACCAGACACUGGUGAUAUGCAGAGCCCAGGAGUGGAUUCUGAAACACAGUCCAGGACAACUUUACCUCAGAGCUGAGCUUUAUGGACUGGACCUCUCUUUUUAGGCCUCUUUGCCUUUUAAACAGUUGCCUUUUGGGAUAUUUUAACGUGUGGUCAGGCUGCAUGGAUUUUAAAACAGGGAUUUUGGAAAGAGGACCAGGAGAAAUUUGUGCAGUGCUAAUAUUUUUUUCUGGAUUAUGUAGAGAUAUGUAUUUUAUAAUUUUUUUAGCUUGGAUGUUAUGGCCUGAUUGUGUGUGUGUGUGUGUGUGUGUAAUGGUGCUUCAUAGUGGACCCAUCCAAAACCAGCAUUUCCAGCUACACUACACUAAAUUUAACAGUCAGUUUUUAAAUCUGGUAAGAAUUAAAACUGUAUUCAUGCACACUAGUCAGGCCACAAAAUCUAUAUGGCUCCACUUUUGCAUUUACACAUGCUGUUUAAAUGUCACAGGGUCUCUGCUUGUCAGAUAACAUCUUUCCUUUCCAUAGAAGCAUCUAAGCUGGCCUGGGCACAGUAAAUGCAUUUAUAUGCCCAUACGUAAUCAGAUUACUGCAGUUCUCAUUAUUCAUGUAGUCAUGUAAGCACCAUUUUUAAGGUCCAAAAGGAAUGUAAGAAAUGUAAUUUCUUAUUUGUUUAUACUAUUCAGCAAAGUAUUCUCAGAUUUCUCACUUUGCUUGUGCAUAAAAAAGACAGAAACAUUUUCGGAGUUGCACUGAUCAAAGUAUUUAAAUAAACUUAAUUUUCUUGCUGAUGUAUGUUCAUAUUGCAAGAUAAUGUUUUAAAGAAAAAGGCAUAGUAUGAAAUGAAGGAUGUUCAGAUUGAACCUUAUUGGAUUAUGGUUGCAACUUUAUUAGUUUAGUGGCUAGUUGCAAAACAAAAAAAAUCAUUUUUGCCUGACUCAUGUAAGUUUGAGUUUUCUUAUCUGAUUUGCAAUGUUCAUGCAAAGCACUGAUCGAAUUACUCACCAUCUGUAAUGUUCGUGCAGUAAUCAAAUUAUGAAGUGUAUAUAAACACACUAAUUGAUAUUAUCAAGGCCCCUGAAAAGUGCUAAGCAAUUCUUUUUCUAUGGAAUGGACCUAAGCACAGAAGAUGCUAAGGCUGGUGAAACUCAUCCUCAAAAGACCACCAGCAAAUACUUUUCCACCUCAGCAAGCUGUAGAGUUGAUCAGCAACAUGUUUUAAACAGUAUUCACAGCACGAGUACCCAUCUGGGAUUAAUACUUUUGUUUUUCAUCCUUGUGCCAUAAUUUCAUUUAUUUGAAUAUUAUUAUUAAUAUUAUGUGAACUCCACUUGUGUACAAUUUUAUUUACGUGUCUUAUCUUUAAAACAGUUGAGGCCAUAAGUUUGCAUACACAGCUCAUGGACAUGAAUGCCAAAAUGGCAAUACUUGACUUUUAAAGACUUAUUUGGACUGUUCAUUUCUAGGGCAGAAUGAAUGGAUGCACAACUUACUUCUUCAAUAGAAAAAAAUAUAUAAUUUGGUGCUGUUGCUUUAACAUAAAACGAGUUGCUUGACAGCAGUUAUUGGAUUGACCCACACACUGUAUAAUGGGAAAGUCUAAUGAGCUCAGUGCUGAUAUACGAAAGAUGACUGUACAUUGUAGUGGUAUAUGGGCGCCAUUCCCAAACAGCUGCAGAUUCCAAAAUCAACAGCUUAAUCAGUAGUGCCGAAAUGCACAAUAUUAAGAAGCAAAGCAAGAUUGUCUUGAAGACCCAACGUGUUACCCUGUAAGUAUGAAAUUGGUUUAAAUGGUCAGAACCAACCCAAGAAUCAAUAAAUGUGUGCCACAAGCUGAAGUUCUAGAACACCAGUGUUACUUCGAGAAUGGUAUUCCCAAAGUUCUGACUUCAACUUGGUCAAAAAUUUUUGCACUGUGCUUAAAAGUCAGCUUUAUACCAGUAAAAUAAAUAAUUUAGCCAACUGUAGUUCUCCCAGAAGCUUUUUGAUGGCUAUCAAAAAAGCAUCUUGUCAAGGUGCAGCUUGAUAAGGGACAUUUUGGCACUGUUUGUAUAUGUUUUACUUUUCUUUCUAUUAAAGAUACAUGUUGCAUGUUCAUUCAGCCCAGGAAAGGCAAAAGUUCUGAAAAGUCACCAAAAAGGUGAUCUUGCCAUGAUGAAUAUAUGUAAACAGUUUACUGCAACUGUAACCCUGUUUAGAACUGGUAAUUUGAUGCUAUUGUAUCCUGAUUAGGGUUAAAAAAACGGUAGUCACACUGAAUCCAGAUUACUGAUGUGAUUUGUAUUUGUUUAAAAUGUGUCAUGGGUGUGUUUUAAUUUUGCAUUUUCAUGUCGCUUAAUUCUGAUGCUGAAAAAGCAUUAAGUUAGCAGAUGUGAACAGGGUCUAAAUAAAUAUCCUCAAAAUCAGAAUUUCCCCUGCACAUUGGGACCUUGCUCAUAGAUAACUGUGGAUGGAGAUUACAGUGAACGUAUUGUCAAAUCAAUGGGUAUUGAGCAAUAAGUGGAGUCAAUAGUGAAAUAGUUGCACACAUGGUCCAAUUAACUGUUUUUUCUUCACUGUGUGAACAGCUGGCCAUGGAUAAAUGUGUACAGGCAGUUGUUUUGUCUGUUCACAGCCAAGUCUGUUUGUGUUCCUUAUUUCAAGAGGCCUUGUGUUAUAUGUAAAAGAGCUAAUGUGUGCUGGGGCCAAAGUUAGGUUUUACACUUAAAAUCAUGUUUUGUAAAUGUGAAAUCCUUUAUUUUGUAGAAAACAGUAAAUCUAUGCGUUGUAGGUCUGUGAAUGUUGUUGUGUUUCUAACCUAAAUGAAUGUGUGUGUCUGGAACUCAUUAAAUGAACAGAAGUUCAUUAA
This is a messenger RNA of Astyanax mexicanus (Mexican tetra), 4205 nucleotides long. RefSeq names its product solute carrier family 25 member 44a (gene slc25a44a). Gene Ontology annotation, biological process: branched-chain amino acid catabolic process; transmembrane transport. Gene Ontology annotation, molecular function: branched-chain amino acid transmembrane transporter activity. The record is from RefSeq and is a predicted model, not a curated record. The transcript has 4 exons. NCBI's taxonomy places the organism in Eukaryota, Metazoa, Chordata, Actinopteri, Characiformes, Acestrorhamphidae. Gene Ontology annotation, cellular component: mitochondrion. The coding region runs from base 422 to 1375 and encodes 317 amino acids.